AUGCGUCCCUUUACUCUUCCCUCGGCUUUAUUUGUCGCCGCCGCUCUCGCCCAGAAAAGCAAAAAUGUGGAAUGUGCCGAUGGCUUGUACAUGGUUGUCGCGCGAGGCACAGGCGAGGAGAAAGGCGUUGGCAUCACUGGAGAGGUCGCUGAGGAUGUCGCCGACCGCGUCAAGGGUUCCAUCGUCGAGCCUCUCGACUAUCCAGCAACGUUCCUUGAUCCAGCCUACGAUGAGUCUGAGGCUGCCGGUGUCGAAGCCAUGACCAAGCUCCUCACCAACUAUCACAGCUCGUGCCCGGAUGGAAAGAUUGCAGUCUUUGGCUACUCUCAGGGUGGUCAAGUCGCUACAGACACAUUCUGUGGCGGAAGCGGCGGCAGUUUUCCAGACAACAAGCCCAUCUCUACGGAUCUAGUCGAAGACAGCGUCGUUGCGAUCAUCAUCUUCGGAGACCCGAGCCACGUGGCCAACGCGUCGUACAACCAGGGCACCGGCGAGAAGAACGGCGUAUUUGCCCGCACCAACAUUACGCUGUGCGAGGAUCAGUACACCCAGACUGGAAUUAUUCGCUCCUACUGCGAUACGGGAGAUACGUACUGCGAUCGGGGUAGUGAUGAGGAUGUGCAUGGGGAGUAUGUGUCUAAGUAUGGUGAUGAGGUGGUCGAGUAUGUCGUGGACCAGUAUGAGAAGGCUGUUAGGGAGGGAACUAAGAGCACGAGCACGGCUACGGCUACUGGAACAUCUACAGAAGCGUCUACGGGAACCGCGACUGGAACCGAGACUGGAACUGCCUCGACUGCUUCAGAGACCGAGUCAGCUGCGACUUCAACACCCACAGCCACAGCCGCUCCUGGCAAUGGUGCUGCUGGCUUGGCCCCAGGUCUUGCUCUGGCAGCUGUCCCUGUGUUCUUGGCCAUUUCAGAGCUGCUGUUUUAA
Messenger RNA from Fusarium keratoplasticum, 933 nucleotides. RefSeq lists its product as uncharacterized. Bases 1 to 933 code for a protein of 310 amino acids. NCBI's taxonomy places the organism in Eukaryota, Fungi, Ascomycota, Sordariomycetes, Hypocreales, Nectriaceae. The record is from RefSeq and is a predicted model, not a curated record. Gene Ontology annotation, molecular function: hydrolase activity. The transcript has 4 exons.